AAGACAUCCGCUUUUAUAAUACACGUGUGACGUAGCAACUUGAACUACUAAACAAUUUGCGAGUAACUUUAAUCUCUAUCAUUUUCCUCCGCGACGACUCGAGAUACUACUAAACUGGUGAGGUUGUUGAAUCUUGACGAUAUGGCAAGUGUUUCUGGAGAAAAACUAAGGUUUUGUAUUGAUAGGGGAGGUACUUUUACUGAUGUGUAUGCUGAAAUUCCUGGUCAAAAUGAGGGCAAAGUGAUGAAAUUAUUGUCUGUUGACCCGUCUAAUUAUGAUGAUGCUCCCAUUGAGGGUAUUCGGAGGAUUAUCGAGGAAUUUACGGGGCAGAAGCUUGAUAGGAGUUGUAAGAUUCCGACGGAUAAGAUUGAGUGGAUCAGGAUGGGUACGACUGUGGCCACGAAUGCGUUGUUGGAGAGGAAAGGGGAGAGGAUUGCGUUGUGUGUGACUAAGGGGUUUAGGGAUUUGUUGCAGAUUGGGAAUCAGGCUCGUCCGAAUAUAUUUGAUUUGACUGUGGCGAAGCCUUCGAAUCUUUAUGAGGAUGUUAUUGAGGUUGAUGAGAGGGUUGAGCUUGUGGUUGAUGGUGAGGAUGGUAGGGUGCGGUCGGAGUUGGCGGUUGUUAAAGGGGUUUCGGGUGAUUUUGUAAGGGUUGUGAAGAAGCCGAGUGAAGAUGUCUUGAAGCCUUUGUUACAAGGUUUGUUGGAUAAGGGAAUUAAGUGCCUAGCUGUUGUGUUGAUGCAUUCGUACACUUAUCAGGAACAUGAGAUGUACGUGGAGAAGUUGGCCUUGAGUCUAGGGUUCAAGCAUGUUUCUUUAUCUUCUGCACUUACUCCUAUGGUUCGUGCGGUUCCUAGAGGUCUCACAGCCAGUGUGGAUGCUUAUUUGACUCCUGUAAUUAAGGAGUACUUGUCAGGGUUUAUAUCUAAAUUUGAUGAAGGUUUAGGAAAGGUAAAUGUAUUAUUUAUGCAAUCUGAUGGGGGGCUUGCACCAGAGAGUAGAUUUUCAGGUCACAAAGCAGUUCUAUCAGGUCCUGCAGGUGGUGUUGUUGGUUAUUCACAAACACUCUUUGGGCUUGAAACUGAAAAACCCUUAAUUGGUUUUGACAUGGGUGGUACCUCCACUGAUGUGAGCCGUUAUGCAGGCAGCUAUGAACAAGUUUUAGAAACCCAGAUUGCAGGAGCUAUAAUUCAAGCACCUCAGCUUGACAUAACUACUGUUGCUGCGGGUGGUGGCUCAAAAUUGAAGUUUCAAUUUGGAGCUUUUCGCGUGGGACCAGAAUCAGUUGGUGCACACCCUGGUCCAGUGUGUUAUAGGAAAGGAGGGGAAUUAGCAGUUACAGAUGCAAAUGUUGUAUUAGGAUAUGUAAUCUCUGACUAUUUUCCUGCAAUAUUUGGUCCUAAUGAAGACCAGCCUUUGGAUAUUGCUUCAACUAGAAAAGAAUUUGAGAAACUUGCUCUGGAAAUCAAUUCUUACAGAAAAGGUCAAGAUCCCUUGGCGAAAGAUAUGACAGUGGAGGAAGUAGCACAAGGAUUUGUGGAUGUGGCAAAUGAAACAAUGUGCCGUCCUAUACGGCAGUUGACAGAGAUGAAGGGACAUGAAACAAAGAACCAUGCUCUUGCUUGCUUUGGAGGUGCAGGACCCCAACAUGCAUGUGCUAUAUCCCGGUCACUAGGUAUGAAGGAGGUACUUGUUCACAGGUUCUGUGGGAUCUUAAGUGCAUACGGAAUGGGAUUAGCCGAUGUUAUUGAAGAAGUACAAGAGCCAUACUCUGCUAUAUAUGGACCUGAAUCUGUAAAAGAAGCUUCUCGUAGAGAAACAAUUUUGUUAAAGCAGGUAAAGCAGAAGCUUCAAGAGCAAGGAUUUAAAAGCGAAAAUAUCACAACUGAAACAUAUUUGAAUUUGAGGUAUGAAGGUACUGAUACUGCAAUCAUGGUAAAGAGACAAAUAAACAGUGAAGGGUCAGGAGAUGAUUAUGCUGUUGAGUUUGUUAAACUUUUCCAACAGGAAUAUGGUUUCAAACUUCAAAACAGGAAUAUUCUUAUAUCUGAUGUAAGGGUACGAGGCAUUGGAGUCACUAAUAUAUUAAAACCACAAGCCUUGGAACCUUCGUCAUGUUCCCCCAAAGUUGAAAGCCAGUAUAAGAUUUACUUUUUUAAUGGGUGGCAAAAUACACCUCUAUAUAAGCUGGGGAAUCUCGGAUAUGGACAUAUCAUACACGGUCCUGCAGUCAUCAUGAAUGGUAACAGUACUGUGAUAGUAGAGCCUAAUUGUAAGGCUACUAUCACAAAAUAUGGAAACAUCAAAAUUGAGAUUCUCUCGGCUGUAAGUAGUGUAAAAGUGACAGAAAAUGUUGCUGACGUUGUGCAACUCUCAAUAUUUAAUAACAGAUUUAUGGGUAUAGCUGAACAAAUGGGGCGCACCUUACAAAGAACUUCCAUAUCAACAAAUAUAAAAGAGCGACUAGACUUUUCUUGUGCUCUUUUUAGUCCUGACGGGGGCCUUGUUGCUAACGCGCCCCAUGUUCCCGUGCAUUUAGGAGCUAUGUCCAGCACUGUUGUAUGGCAGCUGGAGUACUGGGGUGACAAUUUGAGCGAGGGAGAUGUUUUGGUUACAAAUCAUCCUUCAGCUGGUGGUAGCCACUUGCCUGAUAUAACUGUUAUCACACCUGUUUUCAAUAAUGGAACUUUGGUAUUCUUUGUGGCGAGCAGAGGACAUCAUGCAGAAAUAGGGGGUAUCACUCCAGGAAGUAUGCCACCUUUUUCAAAAUCAAUAAGGGAAGAAGGAGCUGCUAUAAAGGCAUUCAAACUUGUGGAGAAGGGUACUUUUCAAGAAGAAGGAAUCACAAAUCUUCUUUCUGCAGUAUGUUCUGAUGAUGCAGAUCGUGAUAUCCCUGGAACCCGCAGGCUUCAAGAUAAUUUGUCAGAUCUGCAUGCUCAAGUUGCAGCAAACCAGAGAGGAAUUUCCCUUAUUAAAGAGCUUAUUGAGCAGUAUGGUUUGGAUGUUGUCCAGGCUUACAUGACUUACGUGCAGGCUAAUGCAGAACACGCAGUUAGAGAAAUGCUCAAAUCAGUGGCUGCUAAAGUUAUUCAGGGGUCAACAAUUACAAAGGAAGAUUGUUUAACUAUCGAAGAAGAAGAUUACAUGGAUGAUGGUUCUGUUAUACACUUAAAACUGUCUAUUGAUCCACACAAAGGAGAAGCAUAUUUUGAUUUUUCAGGAACUAGCCCUGAGGUUUAUGGGAACUGGAAUGCACCUAAAGCAGUCACAUCCGCUGCUGUCAUAUACUGCCUGCGUUGUUUAGUGGAUGUUGAUAUCCCUCUUAAUCAAGGUUGCCUGGCUCCUGUUAAAAUUUUUAUACCCGAGGGCUCAUUUCUUUCACCAAGUGACAAGGCUGCUGUUGUAGGAGGUAAUGUUCUCACUUCGCAGAGAGUAACUGAUGUGGUGCUUACUGCAUUUCAGGCUUGUGCUUGUUCUCAGGGUUGCAUGAAUAAUCUCACAUUCGGAGACGACACAUUUGGAUACUAUGAAACAAUUGGAGGUGGUAGUGGGGCUGGCCCUAGCUGGGAUGGAACUAGUGGAGUGCAGUGCCAUAUGACAAAUACUCGUAUGACUGAUCCUGAGAUUUUUGAGCAGAGGUAUCCAGUUCUUUUGCAUCGAUUUGGGUUAAGGGAAAAUAGUGGUGGUGCUGGAAUUCAUAGAGGCGGAGAUGGGCUUGUCAGGGAGAUUGAGUUUAGGCGACCCGUAGUUGUAAGUAUUCUUUCUGAGAGACGUGUUCAUGCACCCAGAGGCUUGAAGGGAGGAAAAGACGGUGUCCGUGGAGUAAAUUACCUCAUCACAAAGGAUAAACGCAUAGUCUAUCUUGGAGGAAAGAAUUCUAUUAAGGUGGAGGCCGGGGAGAUUCUUCAGAUUUUUACUCCCGGCGGGGGAGGAUGGGGGUCCGUUUGAAUUUGAUUUGAAGUUGUCCUGCAUGCAUCGUAUCCGUUGUCUCUUUUAUAUGGAUGGCUUUCGGCCUUUAUAAGAUCCUAUGAUCAAAUAUUCUCCUCAAUCUUUCAGUUACAUGUGAAAGGUUUAUAUUAGUUCUUGGUAUUGCUUUGAUCAGCUCCCUCAGCAUCGAAAUAAGAUUCAUAUAAAUAAGAUUCAUGAUGCUUUCAGUUUU
Daucus carota subsp. sativus is the source of this 4156-nucleotide messenger RNA. Its product is annotated as 5-oxoprolinase 1. Gene Ontology annotation, molecular function: 5-oxoprolinase (ATP-hydrolyzing) activity. The transcript is spliced from 2 exons. NCBI's taxonomy places the organism in Eukaryota, Viridiplantae, Streptophyta, Magnoliopsida, Apiales, Apiaceae. Gene Ontology annotation, cellular component: cytosol. Gene Ontology annotation, biological process: glutathione metabolic process. The record is from RefSeq and is a predicted model, not a curated record. The coding region runs from base 142 to 3945 and encodes 1267 amino acids.